AUGGAGGACAGAUGGCUGCACUUCCCGAGACAGAGGCAAGUCCUGUUAAUCUUUUUAUUUUGGGGCGUAUCCCUGGCAGAUUUUGGGUUUGGACGUUAUUCCGUGACAGAGGAAACAGAGAGAGGAUCGUUUGUGGUCAAUUUGGAAAAGGAUCUGGGACUAGAGAAGGGGGAGCUGGCUGCAAGGCAUGCUCGGGUGGUGUCUGAUGAUAAUAAACAACACUUGCUCCUGAAUUCUCAAACCGGGGAUUUGUUCACAAAUGAGAAGCUGGAUCGGGAGAAAAUGUGCGGUUCCACAGAGCCCUGUAUACUGUAUUUCCAAAUUUUAAUGGAUAAUCCCUUUCAAAUUUACCAGGCUGAGCUAAGGAUUAGGGAUAUAAAUGACCAUUCACCAGUAUUUCAGGACAAAGAGAUGGUCUUAAAAAUACUAGAAAAUGCAGCUGAAGGAACAGUAUUUCAACUAGAAAGAGCACAGGAUUCAGAUGGAGGACUUAAUGGUAUUCAAAAGUACACAAUCAACCCCAACUCUUUUUUCCAUAUUAAAAUGACUGACAAUGAAGACGGCAUCAUAUACCCACAGUUAGUGUUGGACAAAGCAUUGGACUGGGAAGAGCAGCACGAGAUCAGUUUAACACUCACAGCACUAGAUGGCGGAUCUCCACCUAGGUCUGGGACCACUACUGUACACAUUGUGGUCGUGGACAUUAAUGACAAUGCCCCACAAUUUGGGAAGGCCAUUUAUGAGACCCAGGUUAGAGAGAAUAGCCCUGUAGGAUCCUUAAUUGUUCAGGUCUCAGCCAGUGAUGUAGACUCUGGAAUCUAUGCACAAGUAUCCUAUUCAUUCUUUGAUGCUUCUGAAGAUAUUAGAAAGACCUUUCAAAUCAAUCCUUUUUCUGGGGAAAUCAUUCUCAGAAUGUUGCUUGAUUAUGAGCUAAUAAAGUCUUACAAAAUAAAUAUACAGGCAAUCGAUGGUGGGGGCCUAUCUGCAAGAUGCACCGUUUUGGUGGAAGUGUUGGACACAAAUGACAAUCCCCCAGAAUUGAUCAUGUCAUCAUUUUCCAACUACAUUGAUGAGAAUUCUCCUGAAACAGUACUGGCUGUUUUUAGGAUUAAAGACAGAGACUCAGGAGAAAAUGGAAAGAUGGUUUGCUUCAUUGAAGAUGAUCUACCGUUCCUACUGAAACCUUCCAUAGAGAAUUUUUACAUUCUAACGACACAGGGAGCACUUGACAGAGAAAGCAGAUCUGAGUACAACAUCACUAUCACUGUUACCGAUUUAGGGACUCCAAAACUGAAAACACAGCACAGCAUAACUGUGUUAAUCUCCGAUAUCAAUGACAACGCCCCAACUUUCAAUCAGACCUCCUAUACCCUGUUCAUCCUCGAGAACAACAACCCCACCCUGCACUUGGGCACUGUUAGCGCCACAGACAGAGACUCAGGCACCAACGCUCAAAUCACCUACUCGCUGCUGCCUCCCCAAGACCCACACCUCCCCCUUGCCUCCUUGGUCUCCAUCAACGCAGACAAUGGCCAGUUGUUCGCUCUUAGGUCUCUGGAUUAUGAAGUCCUGAGAUCAUUCGAGUUCCGCGUGGGCGCAACAGACGCAGGAUCCCCAAGGCUGAGCAGCGAGGCCCUUGUUCGCGUAGUGGUGGUGGACGACAACGACAACUCGCCCUUCGUGUUGUACCCGCUGCAGAAUGGCUCUGGACCCUGCACCGAGUUGGUGCCCAGGGCGGCCGAGGCAGGCUAUCUGGUGACUAAGGUGGUGGCAGUGGACGGUGACUCGGGCCAGAACGCCUGGUUGUCAUACCAGCUGCUCAAGGCCACAGAGCCCGGGCUGUUCAGCGUGUGGGCGCACAACGGCGAGGUGCGCACCGCCAGGCUGCUGAGCGAGCGCGAUGCAGCCAAGCACAGACUGGUCGUGCUGGUUAAGGACAAUGGCGAGCCUCCAAUGUCGGCCACCGUCACGCUGUUGGUGCUCUUGGUAGACGGUUUCUCGCAGCCUUAUCUGCCGCUCCCAGAGGUCGCCCCCGAGGAGACCCAGACCGACUCACUUACGAUCUACUUGGUCAUUGCGUUGGCAUCGGUGUCGUCGCUUUUCUUGUUCUCUGUGCUCUUGUUUGUCGCUAUGAGACUGUGCAGGAGAAAUAGGGCUACUUGGGUGGGCACAGUGCCUGAGGGUCACUUUCCAAGUCACUUAGUGGACGUCAACGGCACCGGUACCCUGACCCAGAGCUACCAGUAUGAAGUGUGUCUGACCGGAGCCUCAGAAUCGAGUGAGUUCAAGUUCUUGAAUCCAGUCAUACCCAAUAUUCAAGCACAAGGCAGUAGAAAGAAUAAUGAAGAAAAGCCCAACUUUCAAAAUAGCUUUGGAUUUAGUAUUCAGUAA
Messenger RNA from Chrysochloris asiatica (Cape golden mole), 2391 nucleotides. RefSeq names its product protocadherin beta 10 (gene PCDHB10). The transcript has a single exon. Gene Ontology annotation, biological process: homophilic cell-cell adhesion. Gene Ontology annotation, molecular function: calcium ion binding. The coding region runs from base 1 to 2391 and encodes 796 amino acids. Gene Ontology annotation, cellular component: plasma membrane. NCBI's taxonomy places the organism in Eukaryota, Metazoa, Chordata, Mammalia, Afrosoricida, Chrysochloridae. The record is from RefSeq and is a predicted model, not a curated record.